Messenger RNA from Asterias rubens (European starfish), 1834 nucleotides. RefSeq lists its product as uncharacterized. The record is from RefSeq and is a predicted model, not a curated record. The transcript is spliced from 9 exons. Lineage: Eukaryota; Metazoa; Echinodermata; Asteroidea; Forcipulatida; Asteriidae. Bases 1 to 1146 code for a protein of 381 amino acids.
AUGGCGUGUCGUGUUAGUUCACGACGAGAUGAUUUCAUCGGAGCAGUAGCACGAGCAGGGUUAAGUCCGAAUGUCACUGACAACCAACAGUGUGGCUUGCCCGCUACUGCGGAACAAUCCCAACCUGGUGCCGUGAUUAUAUUCAUCUGCGACCCAUCAAUAACGGCCAAGUACGUCAGCUUGGAUAUUGCAAAUGGUAAAAGGGUUGACCUACACAUCGCUGAGGUGACAGUUCAGCUCACAACAGGUUCAGAUUUACCUCUGAUUGGAAACCCAACUUCACAACACACAACUCGUGGUGAUCAUUUACUUGCUUCCUCAGCAAUUGACGGACAGAUUAACACUUGGAGUGAAACAAAGAGUCAAAUUAAUCCCUGGUGGCGAUUGGACUUAGGUGACGAACACCUUAUUGGCAGAGUCAACGUUACGCCAAGAGCAAAUUGCUGUGGAGACCGUUUCAUUGGUGUGACUGUUCGUGCAGGAGUCAAUUUGACCCAUACUAAGAAUCAACCAUGUGGCUCACCGGCAACUGAGGAACAGUCUGUUGAAGGCGUCAUGGUUGGAUUUAUGUGCGAUCCACCAGUAAAAGCCAAGUAUGUCAGCUUGGAUAUCAAUGCUCGGGGGAAGCUAGAUAUCGCUGAGGUGACAGUGGAAGAGUACAGCGCUGACGUUGGGAACUCCUUAACAACGAUUCCUGUCGAUGCUACUACAGAGGAAAGAGAAACCCCUACAAAAGCCGUAACAACAGUUACCAGUACUGUAGGAGCUGUUACAGAAAAAAAACAAAUUCCCACAAAAGCCGUUACAACACUUACCGGUACUGUACAAGUUACUACAAUGGAAGGUGAAACUUCAACAAAAGUCGUCGAUUACCCCAAAUCCAGGUCAGCAUACUUCAACCGCAUAUACAAAGGUAGCUCCAUUGGGAACCCUGACCCUUUAUCAACUGAAGUAGCUUGGAAUCUCAAGAGGUGUGCCGCACAUUGCGUCGUACAUGAUCUGUGCUACAUCUUUGACUUUGCACCGAGAACAGGCAGAUGUCAUCUCUACAAACUACUCGACAAAGUUACCCCGAAACAUGACAGCGACUUUUCGAUCUAUGAAUUGGCGAAACGUCUCUCUGAGCUAUCCAUUUGUAAGAACUAACAGGGUGGUUUAAUUUAUUGGACAAAGCUUAUUCAGUUUGGAUAAACUAAGGUAAUUAAUUAUUGUUACAGUUUAAGGGAUGUGGAGGGGGCGCCUGUGACGCAUUUUAACACACACGUUAUUUAGUUUAAUUUGUUUGUGUCUUAAACAUAAACAAAAUCGAUGAUCAUAAUAAAAAAUUAUAUUUGCUUUUACUAGCCUUUUACUUAAAUCCUUAUAAAUAAAAGUAAGCCUUAAAUUGCUAGUAAUUGGUCGAACAAGUAAGUAAAAGCACUUGCUUGAGGGACUCUUCUUAUUGAGAUGUAAAUACAACCGACCUGUUACUAUUGUCCUGUAGCAUUUACUUAUAGAUUUAAAAGAUACUGGACCGAUUGAAGGCCAGCAUUAGCUUAAGGUCGAUAAGUAAAAGAUCAGGCAUGAGAAUUUGCUCAAAUCUCUAUAAAUAACCUUUUACUGGAUUAAAUACCAUUUACUUGAACGGAUUAGUAAAUGGUCAGAGAAGAGCACAAUAGCGGGGUAUUCAGGUGUAUAACAAUAGCUGGCAUGGACUCGUAUAUCAAUUGCGAUUAACUGAAAUGCAGGCGGCAGUUUCCACUUUGUCAAGUUUUGAUGGCGGUAGUGGCUGUGAAGAGGAAACUACGGUGGCUGGGGUGGAUUUCACAAAGGUAGUCUUAACUUAGAACUAGUC